UCACACCUACAACAAAAUACACCCCUGUCCAAAAGAAUGGGACCAAUUUCCUCCCCAAAAUUUGCAAUAGUGCUACUCCUGCUACUGAUUAUUCGCACAUGCAAAACUACCACGACCACCCUUGCAAAAAAUGGCUAUUUCCACCCCGGCACGGCCCCCGGAGCGUCCAACUACUACGCCAGCUCCGUCGCGACCGUGUGGGUCAUAGCGGCGCAGGAUUGUCUCGCCAUCCUGGGCGAAAAUGGGACCCUGCUCAAUAUCGAGACGCAAGUGGAAUCGGAUUGGAUUUCGGAAUGGCUUGAUUCCCGAGGCGCGAUGGUGGGACGCUAUUGGACGAGCGGUUCGGCAACGGGCGUGGGGCAGGAGUGGUACUGGACGGGAAAUCAGGGGGUGGAUUUUUCCGCGUAUACAAAUUGGGGGGUGGGGCAGCCUGACUCGAGUAAUUCGAGGAGGAGGUUAGCCCUGAAUUAUGUGAGUCAGUCACCGUCCUCGUGGAUGUCGCAGGAUGAUUCGAUUAUACUCCGGUAUAUUUGUGAGAGUCCGGCGGAAGAUAUUUCUACAACGACGCCACCACCGACGACGACAUUCAAACCAGGUCGUGGCCCUUACUCGUUCGAUUAUCUCCUCGGAGUGACCACCUUUGUCGAGACGGGAGGGGACUUUGUCUUCAUAGAUUACGACCUCCCACUAAAUGUCAUCUGGCAGUAUAGAGCAGCUGGAAAAACGGUCAUGUGUCAUGUCGACGUGGGUUUGUGGGAAAUGUGGCGUCCGGACGCGGACAAUUUUCCAUCCCGUGCUCUCGGCAAUGUCGCCUGGCCGGGAGAAAGGUGGUUGGACAUUCGAAACACGGACGUUAUCCUGCCCCUGAUGCGGGAACGGUUCAGAUCCGCGGCGGCCAAGGGGUGUCACGGCAUCGACGCGGACAACAUGAACGCCUGGCUGGAAGAUUCCGGAUUCCCGAUCACCGAAGAGGAACAACUCGAGUACAAUAUUUAUAUCGGGCAGGAAAUUAAAGUGCUUGGAAUGCUGGCAGGACUAAAAAAUGCGCACCAGCAAGCCUUCAGUCUUCUCCCGUAUUUUGACUUGGUCGCUGUUCUGGAAUGUGCCGCCUACAACGAAUGUGAUUAUUUUGACGUUUUCAUAUCGGAAAAUAAGCCCGUUUUCUCGAUCGAAUUUACCGGCGAGUAUACAGAGAGCACUUUUAUAAAGGAUGUUUGCCCUUUGGGGGAAAUUAGUGGGGUUUCCUUCAUCCUCAAAAAUUUCGACAUGGAUGAAAACUUUCGUGUGGCUUGUGUAUAAAAUAGGCAAUUAAGUAAAACAAUAAAUAAAAUACGAUUACAUGUUUUA
Molecule: messenger RNA, 1347 nt
Organism: Folsomia candida
Lineage: Eukaryota; Metazoa; Arthropoda; Collembola; Entomobryomorpha; Isotomidae
Exons: 5
Coding region: 37-1299 (420 amino acids)
Source: RefSeq, a predicted model, not a curated record